AAAUCCCCGUAGGGGAGGAAACUGGACUGCUGCAUACUCAACGAUGGCUGAAAUCUUGGAACCUCCGAGUUCCGCCCACGGUAUGUCGGAAUCAUCUGAAAAACCACAAGAACAUGUAUUGGACUUGGACCCCAAGACCAUGCGCACCACCAAACCCGGCGUCAAGCGUCUUAUCCUUACCUUCUCUGUCCUCUUCUCCUUCCUCCUAGGUUUGCCAUUCUUAUGGAAAUCCGUGGAAAUUUACCGCUCUCCGCUGCCGUUUCACGACAUCGAUUCGCUUUCAGCUCAAAUUGAGAAGAAGAGUGUGAAGUUCCCUUGCAACUUCCAUGCUAUUUUUGUUGGGUUUGAUUCGAUCGACCCAGAUCGUUUACGGUCCACCAUCCUUAAUGAAAUUACUAAGUUAAUUCCCCAAACCCCACAAUGCGGCUCUUGCGGCAGCAGCAACAACUUCUCUCUAUCAGUCACCGUACAAGAAUCCCAUUCCCACUGUGUGCAGAACCUUAACCAUUUAUCCCUUUCGUGCUCCUACCGAUGUGGGUCAAUAAAGGUGAUUGAUUUUGAGAGUGACGAUGAUGAGGCAAUUGAUGCAAUGCUCAGGAGUGUGCUAGCUGGUUGUUCGAAUGUUGGCGGAAAGGUGCACAGUGUUGUGGUAUUGAAUGGCCAUGCUCUGGAGGAAGUGAGGGCUGUAGUUGGAAAGCACAGGCACGCGUGGGUUGUGGGUAAGGGCUUGGAGGAGAGAAAGGAAGCAGUGGCGGCAUGGGUCGCAGAGAUUUUCACCAGGUUCUUUGUGAAUGGUGGGAGAGAAGAAGGAAUGAUUCAUGGAGAGUUUAUGCCUGUUGGGGCCGACGGGAGCAUUGUUCUUUCAUUUAAUUUGCUCAAUGCAGAUCCCCGUGAUUGGGUAUAUGACUGGGAUUUUCACAAGAUAGAUGAGACUUUAGCUCCUGUUAUUGAGGCUUUGGGACCUAUAGCAAAUAUAAGUGUCGAAAGUCAGGUUUUAUAUCAUACACCAAAGGCCUCAUUUGCUUCUUGGGAUGAAAAGUUGCAGAGCUAUGUCUUUAGCACCAAGGAUCUUCCUUUCUUUGUGAAUUCAAAUGAAUGGCACUUGGAUACUUCUAUUGCAGCAGGUGGACGGUCAAAGAUAUUGCAAUUUGUGGUAUAUAUACCAUCUGCUAAGGAGUGCCCUCUGCUUCUGCAGCUUCCAGAUGGGGAGAUUUCAAAAACAAAUGGAUUUAUAUCCCCGAUGUGGGGAGGAAUAAUUGUUUGGAAUCCUACGAACUGUUUGAAGGGUUCUGAAAGUAAUCAUCCCACCAGGCACACUAUCCCUUCUCAGGAUCUUGAACAAGUUUUUGAAGUUUUCGUGGGACAGGUCCGGCAACUUUUUGGCCUUAAAUCAGAUAGCAGUUAUCAUGGUGUAUCAGGGACAAUCAACCUCUUAUACAGUGAACGGGGCUUCACAGAAUGGGAAAUGGAUUUCUUGCUGCGGCAACAUACAUGUUUUAAUCUUCAUUCAUGUGCUACAACACUCGACUCUCUUUCUAGAUUGGUGCAAUCACUACCAAGGAUGAUUAUUAUGGAUGAAAUCGGGAAACAGGUGAAGUUCUCUCUUGAGGCAGCAAAACAGGCUCAAAGUAACACUUCUCUUGGAGUUUAUGAAUCUUCUGCUGUGUCCUCAAGGGAAGCAAGAUCUCUGGCAGAGGAUGCCUUUUUUCACCCGUCUAUUAUGUCUGUCAGCUACUACUCAUUUGAGCAUUGUUUUGCUGUUUACUCGCCAUUCUUUCUUCCUGUGGCAAUGCACGUAGUCCUUGCAGCAUUAAGAGAAUGGAAAAGAUACAGGCAAGAAAAUACAAAGUACUUGGCAUGGAAGGCUAAGGUGAAGAAAGCUUAACUUUUUCCUCGUGUGGCAUUUCUGAAUUUACAUCAAGCAGCACCCAGAAGGGUUUGGAUAAAAAAAAUGUUGCAACAGAUGGAAAAGUAAGCUGGCAUAUUCAGCAAUAUGCUGAUAUGAGAAACAUGCUUAUGUAUGUGUUUAUUUUUAAAUAUAAUUUUAUAGAAUUCUUGAAUCCCUUUUUCAGAUGGAUAGCAUUCUAAGUCUAUCUACUCUUAUAUUAGGAUGUCAUUUUGAGGAGAGGUUA
Carica papaya (papaya) is the source of this 2132-nucleotide messenger RNA. Its product is annotated as GPI transamidase component PIG-S-like protein. NCBI's taxonomy places the organism in Eukaryota, Viridiplantae, Streptophyta, Magnoliopsida, Brassicales, Caricaceae. Gene Ontology annotation, biological process: attachment of GPI anchor to protein. Gene Ontology annotation, cellular component: GPI-anchor transamidase complex. The record is from RefSeq and is a predicted model, not a curated record.